UCCGAGGGGAGCCCGCCGGCCCGUCGCAUCGAACCAUAGAGUCCCAGCCCCGAGCCGGCCGCCUUCCCUUGAAUCCGAGGGGGCCCGCCCGCCCGCACCCCCACUUCGCGCGGGGUGCGGAGCGGGCCGGGGGAGGGGGGCUGCCCGUCGCGGAACUGCAGCUGGAGCGCCGCUGCCCGACUGAGGGGGAAAAGGAACGGCUCGAAGGCGGCGGCGGCGGCGGCGGCGGCGCCGCGUCCUCUUUCUCGUCCCAAAGCCGCAGGAGCGCGAUAGGGAGUCGGGGCCGCGUUUCUUCCUCGCCGCCGCCGCCGCUACUCUCGGGAUCUUGCUUGUCGCGGGGAGACGCGCCAGUGGCGGAGCCUGCAGGAGGACCGUCCUCGCUCCAGCGUUCCGUCUCGGCCGCUGCUGCAGGGCCUUCCCGGGAGUCGCCGCUGGAUCGAUCGGGCGCAGGCCCUGUCCACGGUGCCAGCCUCUCCGCGCCGUCCUUGCCCGGCAGCCGCUUGGUCAGCAGCCGUCGGUCGUACCGGCGGCGGGGACUGUUCGGGGAGCAGCCUCCCCCGCCGAGGUUUCGAGCCAUCUGCGCCCUGCAGCCGCCGCCGUGCCUCUCCGCGCUGUUUCUGAGCGGCUCCCGGCUCCCAGACAUGACCGCCAUCAUCAAAGAAAUUGUCAGCAGGAACAAAAGGCGAUACCAGGAGGAUGGCUUCGAUUUAGAUCUGACUUAUAUUUAUCCAAAUAUCAUUGCAAUGGGUUUUCCGGCAGAACGACUUGAAGGCGUGUACAGAAACAAUAUUGACGACGUUGUGAGGUUUCUGGAUUCAAAACAUAAAAACCAUUACAAGAUAUACAAUCUAUGUGCUGAAAGACAUUAUGACACCGCCAAAUUUAACUGCAGAGUUGCACAGUACCCUUUUGAAGACCACAACCCACCACAGCUAGAGCUCAUCAAACCUUUUUGUGAAGAUCUUGAUCGAUGGCUUAGUGAAGAUGGCAAUCAUGUUGCAGCAAUCCACUGUAAAGCUGGAAAGGGACGAACUGGUGUAAUGAUUUGUGCUUAUUUGUUACAUCGUGGAAGGUUUCAGAAAGCACAAGAAGCCCUAGAUUUUUAUGGGGAAGUAAGGACCAGAGAUAAAAAGGGAGUAACUAUUCCCAGUCAGAGGCGCUAUGUAUAUUAUUAUAGCUACCUGUUAAAGAAUCAUCUGGAUUACAGACCAGUAGCACUGCUGUUUCAUAAAAUGAUGUUUGAAACAAUUCCAAUGUUCAGUGGCGGCACUUGCAAUCCUCACUUUGUAGUCUACCAGCUUAAGGUAAAGAUAUUCACCUCCUCUUCAGGACCUACAAGACGUGAAGACAAAUAUAUGUACUUUGAAUUCCCUCAGCCGUUGCCAGUAUGUGGUGAUAUCAAGGUGGAAUUCUUCCAUAAGCAAAACAAGAUGUUGAAAAAGGACAAAAUGUUUCAUUUCUGGGUCAAUACAUUCUUCAUACCAGGACUGGAAGAAAACUCUGACAAAGUAGAAAAUGGAAGUCUUCUUGGAGAUCAGGAACUUGAUGGCAUUUUGAGUACAGAGCGUUCAGAUAAUGACAAGGAAUAUUUAAUCCUUACACUAACAAAAAAUGAUUUGGACAAGGCAAAUAAGGACAAAGCAAAUCGAUAUUUUUCUCCAAAUUUUAGAGUGAAGCUAUUUUUCACAAAAACAGUAGAAGAGCCAUCAAACCCAGAAGCUAGCAGCUCAACUUCAGUAACACCGGAUGUUAGUGAUAAUGAACCUGAUCACUAUAGAUAUUCUGACACCACUGACUCUGAUCCAGAGAACGAACCUUUUGAUGAAGAUCAGCAUACGCAGAUUACUAAAGUCUGAUUUUUUUUUUUUUAUUUGGGAAAAAAUACCACAAUGAAGAAAACUUGAAUAAACUGAAUUAUGGACCUUUUAAAAUGGCAAUAGGACACUGUGUCAGAAUUAUCUGUUGUAGGAACAGUUCUUUACCUGACCAAUCUCAUUUUGCCCUAUUAAGCCUUUGGCUUGACACUUCUCCCAUUGAAAAAAGAAAAAAAAGGUUACGUAGCUAUGUUAUGUAUAUACCUUUUGGUGUCAAGAGGACAUUGAAAUUUCAAUUAGGAAUACACAAAAAUGGCACUUUCCUAUUUGAUUCCAGUUUUAUAAAAGUGGAGACAGAUCUGAUGUGUAUACGUAGGAAUCUUCCUUUUGUGUUCUGUCACCAACUGAAGUUCCUGUAAAGCUCUUUCUAAUACACAAGUUCACAUCCUGCCCCUUUCUUUGCACUUUUGUGGCAACAGAUAAGUCUGCAGUUGGCUCAGAGAAGUUACUGGGUUUUACUACAUUCAAAUGCAUGUACCAUGGAUAGGAGUGUGGAAGGAGAAGCUGAGAAAGGAAUGUUCUGUGCUGAACCCUGGACUGUGUACCAUUUCUAGCUUACAUGCACCUCUUUCGCAUGCUACAGUAAUAAAUCCUGGACAUAUGAGGAAUUGCCGCUGUCACUGCUUGUUUGUGCAUUUUAUUUUAUUUUUUUAAGCAUAAUGGUGCUAGAAAAGGCAGCUGGAGGGGAACAGGAAUGAACCUUCAAUGGCAUCGUAAAAAUAAAUGAAGGGUUAAAAAUAUGGUUUUACAUGAAACAAACUAGAUUUUCAGCUUGUACACUUGACAGUUAAAAGGGAUGAAGGUGUGCAUACAGGCUCCACCCCACAUCCCUGCACAUUUAGCUGCCCUGCAGAAUUUCACAUACACCUGUAGUCACUAAGAUAUGUAGGGAGUUGUAAGUGCUGCAAUGAAUGUAGUUUACUGUUCAUUGUUUGGAAAGCUUGAUAAGGCUGGGAGUCCUUGAGUUGCAGGUGUCUCCAGGUGAACACAACACCUGCAAAUCUUCCUGCUGUAGACAUGGGAAUGUUAGGGGUGAUGCUUACCUGUGUACCCUCACCCUUGGGAUAAUUUGAGUGCAUAUGUUUGCAUGUUAACAGUCUAAUUGCCUGCAGAGGGCAACAAUAACAAUCAUACCAAUGUGAUGGUUAUCUAGCAGAGAUGGGCUUACAAAAUUGUUUUGUGUGUUAUAAUUGCCAUUCCCAAGCUUUGGAUGAUAAAUGUCAGAGCAAUAUUAUGUCUAAAAAACCAACAACAAGACCCCCCCCCUUUUGUCUUUCAAAACAUGGAAUUGCCAUUUUGACGUUUUGUGUAAAAACUUGCUUGUUUAUUGGUUAACAUAUUAUUAAUUAUCCCACUCGAGUAAACAAAUUUGAAAUCCAUUGUGCCAGUCCGUAGCAUUAAUAACAAGAUUGUAGUGGCAACUAGUCAAGGCAAAACUCAGGCUGAAUCCUGGACAAAGGAGCAAACGUGCUCCUUCAACAUUCAUUGGUGAAUUUUGUUAUCUUUCCUAAUCCUGUGUGUAGUUCUGUGCCUAUAAUUUUAUACUGAUUUUAGUAGAGCUUGCAUGUAGCUGCACAAAAUCAUAGCUUUCAUCCAUUAUGUAAACUUUAAAACGCUAAUGUUCAGGCUUCGUAAGUUGAUCCAGUUCUGCAAUACAGAAGAUGGAGAUUUGAUUGGCAAGGGGCAACUUCAGAAUUACCUCUGGCUUUUGUCCAGUGAACUGCGUUGAACUUGGCUUUCAUACAACACUUUUGCCAGCAACAUUAGCUACCUAAAAAAGUAGUGCUUUAAGAAUAUUUGGAUGUUGACAGUGUUCAGUGUCUUGUAUAGGAGCUCCAGAUUGGAAAUUGUUGAAUGGCUUUUUGCACUGUUGUUUUUCCUUUCGAGUGUGAAGGUCUGAGUAAGGGUUUUGGAUUUUGAAUGUGUCAGUAGUUCUGAGAAGCCUUGUUUUAUGGUAUAGUCAUUGGAAAGGAAAAUGUCAUUAUUUAUAUAUACAUAUAUAUGUAUGUAUGUAUAACAUAUAUAUUAUGCAUACUCUCCUAUAGUUAAUUUCAGCUACCAUCCCAUAGAACAUGGCAAGAAUUCCUGUGACUGAAAGGUUUGAGUCCUAAUUCAAACUUUAUUUAUACCUAAUCAUCAUUGGCGUGAAAAUGCAUUCUCCUUUGGUAAUUUCUUAAGUUUCUGGACUGUGUGCUUAAAUUUUCAGAUGUACAGUAGCUUACAUGUCUAAAAUUAUUUGAAGGCAUUUUGACAGGAGCUUACUGUUAGGCCCUGUGCCAUCCCUCCUCAUCUGUAUUCUAACUUCCAAUAGUUUGUCACAAUAGUUAAAUUAGCACCAAGGGUUUUUGCUGUGGCAUGGUUGCAAACUGAAGGGUCGUUUAUAUGCAGCACCAAUUUCUUUCAGCUUUAGGGAAGGAAUAAAGGAAGGAGUAAGUUUUAGGGUGCCAGUGUACAGUUCCAUGUUUAAAUUCUAGCAACGUGCAAUAUGUUAACGAUGCCUGUGGUUGCCACAAAGUGCCUCGUUUACCUUUUUUAAAAUACUGUUCAGAUGUGUCAUGCAUGCAGAUGGAAGGGGUGGAACUGCGCACUAAAACGGAGGCUUUAAUUGCAGUGCUUGAGUAGAGCUGCCUCUUUACUCUGCCAGUUCAAAAUUCUCAGUCUGUUUUCAUAUAGAACACACACACACACACACACACACACACACACACACACACACACACACAUUAAAAAAGUCUAUUUAAGCAGCCUUAUUCUGAUUCAGCCUCUUCAGAUACUAUUGUGCUGUGCAACAGUGGCUCUGUGUGUAAUGCUAUGCACACGACAAGAAAAUGACAUGUACAGGUUAAUGUCUCAUAUGAAUCAGAUGUCCGUUUGUUAUUGUGUUAACAGCCCUUUAUCUUAGUGUUAAAACUCCACUUAAAACUGAUUAAAGUUUCAUUCUUGUCACUGUGUUGGGUGUAUUAAGUCACUUUUGUGAGAUGGGCGGCCAUAUAAAUUGUUUAAAUAUAUAAAUAAAAAAUAAAAUAAAUAUAUGGAAGUAUAUUGAAUAAAA
Molecule: messenger RNA, 4926 nt
Organism: Crotalus tigris (Tiger rattlesnake)
Lineage: Eukaryota; Metazoa; Chordata; Lepidosauria; Squamata; Viperidae
Gene: PTEN
Product: phosphatase and tensin homolog
Exons: 9
Coding region: 642-1856 (404 amino acids)
Biological process (GO): phosphatidylinositol dephosphorylation; protein dephosphorylation; phosphatidylinositol 3-kinase/protein kinase B signal transduction
Cellular component (GO): plasma membrane; nucleus; cytosol
Molecular function (GO): phosphatidylinositol-3,4,5-trisphosphate 3-phosphatase activity; phosphatidylinositol-3,4-bisphosphate 3-phosphatase activity; inositol-1,3,4,5-tetrakisphosphate 3-phosphatase activity
Source: RefSeq, a predicted model, not a curated record